Brachypodium distachyon (stiff brome) is the source of this 1381-nucleotide messenger RNA. RefSeq names its product formin-like protein 15. The record is from RefSeq and is a predicted model, not a curated record. The transcript has 2 exons. Bases 394 to 1104 code for a protein of 236 amino acids. NCBI's taxonomy places the organism in Eukaryota, Viridiplantae, Streptophyta, Magnoliopsida, Poales, Poaceae.
UGUGGCUGUCAGGCGGACGUAACCAAGAGAGGCUCGGGCGGCCUGGAUCAAGUGAUUUUUAUCCCUCGGGGUGGUCUCGUCUCGUGGCCCUGCACGAGCCCGGCUGCCCCGCGAAUUACCUAAGCUGCCCUCGGUCCGCUCCCCCCGACGCACACCAACGCCGCACGGCACGACCCAUCGCCGUAGUAGUAUGCCCCAGUAACAAAACGCGAAGACUCUCUCUAUCGCUCCUCGCCUCCCACCCUUCGCCUAUCUCGCUUGCCUCCUCCGCCGCCGACCCUCUAAGCCGACCGUGCGCUGCGCCUCUGCCUUGUGCGGCGGGGGAGCCGCGCCGACCGACCGUGCGUGUGCGCCUCUGCCUCGUGCGGCACGGGGCCGCGGACGACCGCGACCAUGGCGGCCGCCGCGGAUCCGAGGGCAAAGACGCCGGCCACGCCGUCGUCGCACCACCUGAAGCCGUGGGUGCCGCCGCCUCGUGGCAGCCGCGUGCCUUCCCUGCUGCCAGCCGUCUCCGGGGCCUCCCGCGAUCGACGCCGCUCCUCGACGUCGUCGUCCCACCGACGCGGCGGCGACGCGAGCGCCGCGGACGAGGAGCCUUACGACGCCGGGCUGGAAGAUCUCCGGGCCAAGCUCAUGGGCCACCUCCAUGACGCCGCCGACCGCCUUCGCCUGCCCCAGGCGCACAAGUCCCACCGGUCGCCUGCGCCGGCGGAGCCCAAGCCUCCGCUCCCGCCGCCGCCGCCGCCGCCCCCGGCUCCACCGCAGGACGCCGCUGCGGCCGUGGUGGCCGCUGCCAGCAUGCCGUGGACCCUGAGGGAGCGGAAGCGUCGUCCAUCAGCCCGCGGGAGCGCGGCGGCGGCGGCGGCGCAAGCGACGACGACCGCGGCGGCCGGUACGGCGCGGGACGACGGCGAGCGCGCCCCGUUCGCGCUCGCGCUGGAGGCGGAGGAGAUCGAGGAGGACAUCUACGCCUUGACCGGCGCCCGGCCACGGCGGCGGCCUCGGAAGCGGUCGCGCAUCGUGCAGCGGCAGCUCGAUUCGCUGUUCCCGGGGCUGUGGCUGACCGAGAUCACCGCCGACGCCUACCGGGUCCCCGACGACUAGCAACCCCCGCCGGCCGCUACCAGCCCUACUACCAUUCCUUGGGUCACCAAAAAAAAGAUAAAUGUAACUAGGAUUAGUUGAGUUGAUAGGUAUUGCUUCCUACGAGUAUGUCGCAUCUUUUAACAUUGAUUUCCUGCUUUAAAAUCUGAGCAGUGCUUGCUUUAUUCUAUGUCUUCCUCUCUCUUUCUCUGUGUCUCUUUCAUGUACAGUAGUCUGUGGUCGUGUGUUGUUAUCAAUACUCUUAAUACAUCUAGGUUCGCCAUGCUAUCCUGCCUAA